Molecule: messenger RNA, 1279 nt
Organism: Octopus sinensis (East Asian common octopus)
Lineage: Eukaryota; Metazoa; Mollusca; Cephalopoda; Octopoda; Octopodidae
Product: collagen alpha-1(XIV) chain-like
Exons: 10
Coding region: 248-1264 (338 amino acids)
Source: RefSeq, a predicted model, not a curated record
AAGUGUCUUCGAGAGACAACUGGUCUUUAUGCUCACGUAACCUAGCAUGACAUGUGACGUCAAUGGCACCACAGCUAUACCAAUCAAUGUGCCAAGCGACAUAUAAGAAGAGCACGGUGAAAGAAUGAAUUACAAAUAGCAGAAUUCGACAACUGAGUACAGUAAGAGGCAGCGAGAGAGUGAGAAAGAGAGUGAGGCAAACUUAACUAAACGUACAGAUUAUUACUAACAUCAGCCACAGCAGACGAUGAUACCUUCAAAGUUAUACAUCCCUUUACUAUCGGCUUUGCUGGCCCAUCUCAGUUGGCACAGAAAUGUAGCAGAAAGAAUUCCACCAAGAUUUCCUAACAAAAGCCCAGUAGACCUGGUUUUCAUGCUGGACUCCUCGGCGAGUAUAUGGCCUCCUAAUUUUAGGAAACAGCUAGCAUUUGUAGAAUAUAUGGCCGAACAGCUAGAUGUUGGAUUGGCACCCCGCCAGGUUAGAGUUGGUGUACUUUCCUUCAGUACAGAUGCACGAAUUCAUUUUAACUUGAGCGAGUCAAAUACCAAAGAAAUACUGAAAUCAAGAUUAGACACAAUUAAACAGAUAAGAGGUAACACUAAUAUAAGCCAAGCGUUGUUAACCAUGAAAGACGAAUUGUUUAGCCCGGAGAAUGGUGGCAGAAGAAAUGUUAAAAAAAUUGGUAUAAUGAUGACCGAUGGUACAUCGCAAAAUGUAACUGCUACACAGAUAGCAGCGGAAAAAUGCCGAGAGGAGAACAUUACGCUAUUUGUUAUUGGUAUUGGACGGAAAGUCGACUACCACGAAUUAGUACGAAUUGCAAGCAAGCCAACUGAAAGAUACUUAAAACUGAGUUCCACCUACGCUGCCUUAGAUGUUAUAAAAUCUGAUGUCAUUCACAACGUGAUAGAAGAUGAAUGGAAUUUACCAUAUGCUAUGGGAUUGAACGAAAAGCCUACAGAAGUUCGAUCUUCAAAAACUGAUGAAAAACCCCUGGAACUUGUUUCUGGUGGUAAGCCGUCUACAGUGGUUGAAGUGGAUCCAGGAAGUGGGUUCAUUCCUGAAUUUCCUUCCCCUUUGCGCGUGAAAGAAGAUAUCGCUAAGUGGGGCCCACCACCAUCAACAAUUUAUGGAAUGGUCAUCGAGGUCACUACAACUGCUGGACCAGCCAUGCAUAUUGAAGCAAAAGGUAAACAUGCAAUGCAGAUGAUUUUCUUAAUAAGAAGUACUGUAUUCAAAGCGGCGAGCAGGCCGAAACGUUAGCACGCCGGGCGAAAU